Cylas formicarius (sweet potato weevil) is the source of this 358-nucleotide messenger RNA. RefSeq lists its product as uncharacterized. Bases 64 to 348 code for a protein of 94 amino acids. The transcript is spliced from 3 exons. Lineage: Eukaryota; Metazoa; Arthropoda; Insecta; Coleoptera; Brentidae. The record is from RefSeq and is a predicted model, not a curated record. Gene Ontology annotation, cellular component: EKC/KEOPS complex.
GUGGAUGCCCUCGCAUUUUUGGCCUUACCCAUUGAAGAAAGAAGAAGCGUAAGAGGUUAUGUUAUGGCGAGGAACGAAUUUUUUAAAAUAGAACUGGAUUUGCCAUUUACUAAUAACAGGAUAGCUGAAAUUGUUUAUGAUGUCUUAAGAGUGGAUUUGGAACCAAAACGAAGUGGCGUGAUCAAGGAAUUGUGUCUUAAAAAUAAUAUUGUUAAAUUGUUUCUGCAAGCUCAGCUGGCCCGACAAAUGAGAGUAGCCAUAAAUAACUUUUUUGAAAAAGUUGAUUUAGUCAUUGAGACCAUCGAAAGUAUUGGGCCACCGACAACAGAUUCAUAUAAUCACUACUAAAUUAUGCCAG